AUGGUCCAAACAAGCAACAAGUACGAUUUUGUAAACGAUUUUUACAAGAAAUUUAAUAAUAUCCAGAAAGGAAGAAUACUUAUUGGAGGUGACUUCAACAUAACGGGCGACCCAAAUAUGGACACCACAUCAACCACCCAACGUCAUCAACCUGCCUUGAACCCCUUUCUUCGGACAAACAAUCUCUUCAAUAUUUGGAGAUGCCAGCACGGUAUUGAACGGGACUUCUCCUACUUUUCCUCUUCUCAUCUCUCUUAUUCUAGGAUAGACUCCUUCCUUGCUGACAAGAUUACUCUUCAGGAUGUAACUGCAUCAUCGAUCGGUUCCAUUACGUGGUCAGACCACGCGCCGGUCUCCAUAACAGUGGGGAACCGUGUAUCAAAAGUACCGUUUAUAUGGAGACUUGAUAGUUCUCUCAUCGCAGACUCUGCUCUCAGUGACAAUCUUCCUUUCUCCAAAAUCACCACCCUCUUGAAAUGGGUCGAAGAACUGAAUCUAAAAAGAGCAGUCAGUGUAUCGACCUUUUAUAUUUAUGGUCCCUGGGUCAUGGCUUUUGGCAUGCUGUAUCAGGGAAUCAGCAACUCCAGAUCAGAGGUUAUGGAGGAAAAAAAUAUGUCCAAUAUUACCAUGAUCCAACUAUUAGGACUUCAGACUCCACACAGUAUAACAUUUUUGAUUUUUUUGAUUUUGCUUUUGAUCUAUUGUGUGACAAUAUGUGGAAACCUCCUGAUCAUCACACUGGUGUCCUACAGCAAAUCCCUCCAUUCCCCCAUGUACUUCUUCCUCUCCCAGCUCUCCGCAUUGGAUAUCUUACUGGCAACUAACAUUCUUCCUAACACACUCCAUACUGUGUUGAUGAAAGGUUCCAUAAUAUCAUUUUCUGAUUGCAUCAGCCAAUUUUUUUUCUUUUGUGUUUCUGAAGCCUCAGAGUGUCUUCUUCUGACAGUGAUGUGUUAUGACCGAUAUAUGGCCAUCUGUAAACCAUUGCAAUAUGCUUUAAUAAUGAAUGUUCAUCUCUGCUGGACAAUGAUUAUCACAUGUUGGAUUUUAAGUGUAAUACUAUCAUUGAUUCUCACUUUAACAAUAUCAAAAUUAACAUUUUGUGGUCCCAAUAUAGUUGAUCACUUUUUUUGUGAUCUUGAGCCAAUCCUACAACUCUCCUGCUCUGAUCCCUUUAUGGUUCUAUUUGAAGUGACAUUGAUAAUUUUUGGUUCUGUUGUCAUCCCAUUCUUUAUCAUCAUUGUAUCAUAUGUUUAUAUUAUAUUCAUAAUUUUUAAAAUCCCGUCUAAUACUGGCAGAAAGAAAGUUUUCUCAACAUGCAGCUCCCACCUGACUGUUGUUUGCAUUUAUUAUGGUACCAUAGUUUGUGUUUAUUUGGUACCCCGUAGAGGACAGUCAUGGGAUAUCACUAAAUUUGUGUCAUUAGUGUACACUGUGGUCACCCCACUGAUGAAUCCAAUUAUAUACAGCCUGAGGAAUAAAGACUUAAAAAGUGCCACAGCUAAAAUCUUCAACCACUGUCAGCACUUGCAUUUUAGAAAAUUAUGAUAACAUUUUAAUAUGUUUAAAUUGAACUUGCAGGUUGGAUCUUGAUGUCAAAGAUGAAACCCAUAACAGCUUAUUCCACAUAGUUACAUAGCUGCAUAAUUAAUCUGGUUUAAAAAUGAGUCGAUCCAGUUUAACCAAUGGAAUAAAAAAUAAUAAUACAAGAAGCACAAAUAGGAAACCUCCAUAUACACUCUCCGAUACCCACAGUUCAUCCAGAGGACGUAAAAAAACAAACAAAAAAAACAAUAAAACAGGAUCUGAUU
Molecule: messenger RNA, 1811 nt
Organism: Rana temporaria (common frog)
Lineage: Eukaryota; Metazoa; Chordata; Amphibia; Anura; Ranidae
Product: olfactory receptor 11L1-like
Exons: 4
Coding region: 1-1548 (515 amino acids)
Biological process (GO): G protein-coupled receptor signaling pathway
Cellular component (GO): membrane
Molecular function (GO): olfactory receptor activity; G protein-coupled receptor activity
Source: RefSeq, a predicted model, not a curated record